This is a messenger RNA of Cyclocybe aegerita, 912 nucleotides long. The record is from the annotation of a GenBank genome assembly. NCBI's taxonomy places the organism in Eukaryota, Fungi, Basidiomycota, Agaricomycetes, Agaricales, Hemipholiotaceae.
AUGGUGUAUUGGUGGGAGGAACUGGCUUUGAAUGCCACCGUUAUGGAGGUGGAUGAGUGCAUCCACACCUUAACUGAGAGCUUCGAGCCCUUUGUGCCCGAAGCUCACCCAGGUGAUCGGUUACUGGACCGCUAUGCAGACUGGCUCCACUUUGACGAGCACGAUCCUACCCAGGAUAGGCGUCCAUAUCUAGAUGAGCUCAUCGCGAGAGCGAGGGCCGACCCACUAACAGUACUGGCUGCAACUGAUGGUUCUGUCCCUCAGUCCAACCAAGUCACCGCCCCAGAUGCGGAACUCAAUGCCAUCUCGUGUGCAGUGCGCCUUGCUGUCAAGCAGGCAAACUGCCAGCAUAUCAUGGUCUUUACUGACUCUAUGGGCUCGGCCCAUAGAGCGGUUGACCCUGGCGUGCAUUCUGGUCAGGCUUUUAGCCUGUCAGUUUGUCGCGUUCUUCAAGAGUGGUUUGAGGCGGAUGAUCUCCGCUGCAUUACCUUCGUCUACGUCCCAUCCGCUCUGCAGUGGGAUAUCCAUGGUGAAGCACACAAGUACGUCACCGAACUCAAAGUCAGGGUUGGCCAUCAGCUUCAACAGCCUGACGGGCGGCCGCUACAGCCAUCGUACCUCAAUGGGGGACCUUGGCUUUCAACUUUCGGACACAGUAUCACUGAGUUCGCCCGUGUUUGCCGGUGUAUAACUGGCCACGCACCCAUUGGAGCGUACUACCGACGCUUCAAGAUCAAUGAGCCUCACGGCUGCACUUGCGGGGCUGCCUUGCAGUCCCGCCAGCAUAUUCUCUUUCGCUGUCGCGAUCGUUACUCAGUGCAUUACCCCCGCUUCCUUGGGGAUAUUGCAGCUUUUAUGAAGUACAACCCUACGGCGUUUGGCUUCACCCGGGACCCUUCGGGGGUCGGAUAA